Molecule: messenger RNA, 1287 nt
Organism: Aphanomyces astaci
Lineage: Eukaryota; Oomycota; Saprolegniomycetes; Saprolegniales; Verrucalvaceae
Exons: 2
Coding region: 1-1287 (428 amino acids)
Molecular function (GO): nucleic acid binding
Source: RefSeq, a predicted model, not a curated record
AUGCGAUCACCACGGACCUUUCGGUUGCAUCUGAACGACGUAAUCCUCCCAGAACUCACGGGCGCUGUCAAAUCUGCCGUGUCCGAGGCCACUGCACGGCGGUGGAUGAUCCAUGCAGGAUACAAAUACGGAUCUUGGAAGAAGGAUGUUUACAUCGACGGUCAUGAGCGGGAUGACGUCGUCGAGUAUCGGAAGAGCUUUUGCUCUACAUGGAUUGCACUCAGUGGGUGCAUGGCGUCGUAUUCUGGUGACGCGAUGGACACGGUGGAAAGCCCGCCAGCAGAGGAGGUGGUGUGGGUCACGCAUGACGAAUCCAUAUUUUAUGCAAAUGAUGAUGGCGGCAUGGUGUGGACAAAUGCUGCCUACCCUGACCUGCCCAAGAAAGGACGUGGUCGUUCUGUCAUGGUGUCUGACUUCCUUUGCCCUUGCCAUGGACGGCUGUAUAUGCCUGGUGACGAUGGGGAUGCAUUUGUGACCGAGACGCUGCACGUUGGCAAGGCUCAAGAAGGCUACUGGACAAGCGAGCACGUCAUUCGCCAGGUGUCGUCGAAAGUUCUCCCGGCGUUUGCUGCAUUACACCCGGGCCGUACUGCGUUGUUCACGUUCGAUCAGUCAACCAACCAUGCCGCGUAUGCUGCCGAUGCUCUUCGGGUGAACAGCAUGAACCUCAAUCCAGGUGGGAAGCAGCCCAAGCUUCGAGACGGGUGGUAUGUGGUUGGCAGCACAAGGGUGGCCCAACCCAUGUCAUUUCCUGAUGAUCACCCAGUGGCAGCGUUACGGGGAACCCCCAAGGGGAUCAAAGCUGUUCUGGCUGAGCGUGGGGCUUUGGAGGGAUCCAUGCUGCUCACCUGUGGUGCCACCGUGCAAUUGCCAACUGGACCAGCGCUGCUGGAAUGCUGUGCCAGACACCGCCUUGCAUCGUACCCUGACUUCCGUACCCAGAAGUCAAUCCUCGAGGAGACUGUUGUGGCCGGCGGUCACAUAUGCCUCUUCUUUCCGAAGUACCAUUGCGAGCUGAACCCCAUCGAGUCAUUCUGGGGCGCGGCCAAGCGACAUGCUCGGUCGAACUGCGACUACUCGUGGAAUGGACUCGUCCAGUGCGUCCCUCUCAGCUUGGGCAGUGUGCCGCUGGUCUCGAUUCGAAAGUUCUUUCGUCGGUGUUCCCACUUCAUCCAGGCCUAUAGCUAUGGGCUCGACUACGCCAUGUCGAAGUAUGCCCACAAGAAGUACAAGAGCCACCGGCGCAUACCAGACAGCAUUGAAUUGCACAAUAACAACGUUGAAUAG